Molecule: messenger RNA, 1293 nt
Organism: Trichobilharzia regenti
Lineage: Eukaryota; Metazoa; Platyhelminthes; Trematoda; Strigeidida; Schistosomatidae
Source: the annotation of a GenBank genome assembly
AUGCCUGGAAAGCGCGAAAAGAGAUACUUGGGCGUCGUUUCUCUCUUUAUCCUUCUGAUUCAUACGACGUCAGGAAUAGGUUCCGUUACACCCGAAGUUAUUGUUCUGGACGCUAACGGGAAUCAGAAGGAACUAGACGAAGUUGCCAUUGUUUUCAACUCAUACGUCACUUUAAUUUGCCGUACUGUUUCUAACGAACAUUCUUUAAGAUGGAUGUAUGCGCCUUCACAAAAUGAAGCAUUUACACCAUUGAAGGAAUCUGAACAUGUCAUAAUUUCUUCAGAGAAAAACGAAGAAGUAUCAUUACAACUUAGCAAUGUCAGAUUUCAUAUGUCGGGUGUUUAUCAAUGUACAAAUGAACUCGCCAGUCGUCAGAUCAGUGUUCAUGUAUACGGAGUUUUAAGUAAAAUUAGCAGUACUGUCAAUUUGAUAAAGAAAUACGAGGUUGUCGGCUCGUAUCACCUGCAGAUUAAUGCAUUGAAUAUGACUCACCGUCCUGUUGUCGCGUGUGCAUUCCGAGUUGGACCAAAUGGUAUAAAGUAUACUACUGUUCGUUGGAAAGGUGGCAGGUACCAUUCCAAACCUAAUCUGUAUGAAGUUGCCGAAAGUCGAGACGAAAAGUCGGGUACAAUAUGGAGUAACUUAACUUUACUACGGCCUUCUUAUGAUCAAGAAUUGUAUGGCAAAUACUAUUGUAUGUUCAACGUAGUACCUGGUACAAUGGAGACAGCCGAAGUAGAAAUAAACAUUCCACCAUUGAUACACAAAUAUGAACGUAGUGUAAAUCCGUAUUCUGGUGUAAAAUAUACUUUCUUAUGCGAUGUUGUUGCCUAUCCACCAAUUACUGAACCUAUUACAUGGGUUAGAAAUGAUGUUCCUAUAACUAUACAAAGUAAUGGGCAAGCUUAUAUACAAGAUUAUGACAGUGAAAAUCGUAUACAUUUUGAAACUAAAAAUAUAUCCAAUGAUCAAAUUGUAUUCGAUUCAAUACAACCAGACGAUAGAGCUGUUUAUUCAUGUUUUGUUCGUGGAGCACUUGGCAAUGAUACUGCAGCAUUUUAUUUACGAGUAAAAGAUCGUCGGGCUCCCUUAUGGCCUCUAAUUGGUAUAAUCUUGGAGAUAUCAAUUUUGCUUAUAAUUAUUGUGAUAUAUGAAUUGAAACGUCGUGAGCGGGCGAAACGACGAGAUGCAAGCGAUAACCUGGUCGUUUCCAGUAAAACACCGAAUGCAAUGUAUGGCAUUGACGAAGCUAAUGAAGAUAUGUUAUUACGACAACGAGGUGGCUAUCAAUAG